Austrofundulus limnaeus is the source of this 2205-nucleotide messenger RNA. It is a transcript of the gene anks1ab, whose product is annotated as ankyrin repeat and sterile alpha motif domain containing 1Ab. The record is from RefSeq and is a predicted model, not a curated record. Gene Ontology annotation, molecular function: ephrin receptor binding. Gene Ontology annotation, biological process: ephrin receptor signaling pathway. Gene Ontology annotation, cellular component: cytosol. Lineage: Eukaryota; Metazoa; Chordata; Actinopteri; Cyprinodontiformes; Rivulidae.
AUUGAGAAGAUCAUGACGCUGAUUGGGGCCGGCAUUGAGACAUCCAAAACUGAACAGCCUAAAGCAAACUCAGAUGGGGCCUGUGGCAAAGCCCUGGACCAGCCGGUGGGAGAGUGGCUGGAGCACGUGGGGCUGCCGCAGUACGAGAGCAAGUUCCUGCUCAAUGGCUUUGAUGACCUACGAUUCAUGGGAAGUAACGUGAUGGAGGACCAAGAUCUAAGAGACAUGGGGAUCACUGACCCGGGACACAGAAAGAAAAUCCUCCACGCGGCACGCAGCUUGCCCAAGAUAAAACCUUUGGGCUGUGACGGCAGCACAUCUCUCUCCUCUUGGUUGGACGGCCUCGGCCUGCAUGAAUACCUGCCCAACUUUCUUACAAACGGUUACCGAACYCUGGAGUGUGUGAAGAAUCUGUGGGAGCUGGAGAUCGUUAACGUUAUUAAAAUUUGCGCUUUAGGUCACAGGAAGAGGAUCAUUGCCUCUUUAGCAGAGAGACCCUAUGAGGAGGCUCCCUCCAAAUCCCGUCGACUGUCCCCAAUUUUGUUCCACGACCUCCUGUCCCAGACCACAUCGCCCCUCAGUCAGCUGGACCCCUACACCAGUCGCUCCAUGGACAUGCUCCUCCCCCUGACCGAGUCGGACCGGAGGCGGCGGGGACUGGACCAGGACUGCAGCGUUUCUCUGAGGUCUUACAACGAGAGGCCGCGCUCCGUAGACAGACACAGCGAACGACACAAAGAGUCCCGUUUACACCUCCGGCCGCCCAGCCACUCUGCCCAGUACGCCACCGUGUCCGCCUGGCACCACCAGCCCGAGAAACUCAUCCUGGACUCCUGCAGGUACGAGGCAACAAUCCAGACCUAUGAGAUCAUCCUAACAUUGGGGCAGGCAUUCGAGGUGGCUUAUCAAAUGGCGGUCCAGUCCAGAGCGAGACACUACAUGCCCCCGUCAUCCCUGGGCUCGGAGUUCAUAGAAACCAAAGCCAGCCGUCCUGUGUCUCAGUCAUGGAGCAGCAUGAGAAGAUCAGCGCUCGCCCCGGCGUUCAAGUUUCCGGAUACCAAGCUGUGAGUUGGCGGGGAGCGGCCGAUGCGAGUGUGUUUGCGUGUGUCUAGUUAGUACGCAAAAGCAGAAGACAAAAGAAAAAAAAUAAAAUAAAAUAAAAACAGUAAGCUCGAGCGACGUGCUGCUCUGACAUUUCAAUCUGACUCCUGUGUCUCCUCCACGGCUCCGGAGAUGAAUCCACUCUCACCGCCAAAAGGUAACUCGUGGUGCCAGGUCACCGACCRAACAGGACCCGUAUAUCACUCCUGUUUCAAGAAAGGUCAAUCAGAAAAGCCAAGUCUAUUUCCCGGCCUUCAUGUGACUUACUGAUGUUGUCAUGCAGGAACUGUAAGACCUGUAAUAAAACAGUCCAUUAAUGAGCAUUUCUAUUGAUUCAGGUCUACUGAGGAGAGAGGCACAGAAUUGUUAAAGGGUAAUAAAAUGUAGAGGGGUAGAAAAACAAACUGUACCAGCUUUUUCCUUGGUGGACAGAGUGCGGUUUGUCGUUGGGAAAAAAAGAAAAAUGUGAAACUUUCAAAUUUCAAAGCAAUAUUAUAUUAAUGACAUUAAAUAAUACAAAGACCAAACAAAUCCCUCUCAAGUCUGUUGUCAAAAUUGAUUUUCUUUACUUGGCUGAGCAGUCAAAAACAGGCCCGUUGCACCAGCUGUUUGAAAUCAAAAGUGACAUUACAAGAUGGUAAUUAUUAUACGAUUGUGCUUUCGUUGUUUGCCCCCGCUGCAGAGAUUAGUGGGUGGCGCAGCGUCUAAGCUAAACAAACGAUUAGCCCAGUUUGUUCCUUUCCCUCGACUUUAUUACGUUCAAGUUUGCAGAGCUGAGCGCUCGCUGAUCUCUGGAAAACAACACGAGUUUUGCUCUCAUUCUCAAAGAACACCCCCCAAAAAAGAAGAAUCAAAUUAAAGAAAGGGAUUUUCAGCCUGUUUAUGAAGCUCUUCUAAAGUAAAGUACCAGGAAAAGACUUGAGUUAAAGGAGUAAUUUCAUUAUAUUUUUAUCACAAUAUGACUGUUUUUCUUGUGCUGUUCUAAAAACGAUUAAAAUAUGUAUUUUUGAGUACCUAAAAUGAAACAUUUGAGGUGUAAUUUAGGAAACUGGUUAAAAAAAAGCCUUUCAGUUGUAGCAGUUUAUCUAUUUUCUCUAAAACAAA